AUGAGCCGUCUCCCUCCUGCUGAGAAACUGCCUUUGGCGGCCCGCAAAAACCUCCGCGACAAGUGGGAGGACAAGAAAGCCGACCUUGAGAAGCAGUUGUCUGAUGCUCUGGGCACACCCUGGACCAUUGACAUCAACAUCAACCAAAUCUACCCCUAUGCCAAGGACGGCACGUAUGCCAAAGAAUCACCAGGCGGCCUUUUACACGACUAUGUCAAUGGCGCACAUAGCUGCCUCGGCACUUUCUUCUACUACUUCGGCGAAGGAGGCAAGCAGGAGAUUAACACAUUAUGCUCCGCCCACGUGCUCACCAUGGAUGUCGACCUCAACAGCAAAGUCGAGGGAAAUGGAUGUGAAGUCUCCCCCUCCGGCCAGCUUGUCCUCCUUUUCAACCCAGACUAUCUAAAUAGUAAUAUCGAGAAUUGCCUCGAGAGGAAUAAGCUUGAAAAGGCGCUCAACGAGGCCCAAUCCUCGCUGCCGAUGAACUUCAAGGCACGAAGCUCCAUUGCGAAUGAAUACGAAAAGGGUAUUGGAAAGAUCCAGUCCAUUAUCAACGAGCAGCUUGGAAAGAAAAUCACUAUUGAUCCUGGGUUCGAGGACGCAUUUGUUAAGCUCAAAGCUGGCGCGUCGAGGAGGGACUUUGAUGAGAACCUUGGGCCUUGGAUAUUGUUAUACUUUCAAGGCUUUGCGGAGUGGUUGGAGAGGAAUAAUGUCAAGGGCGAUGAUAUGGUACAGGAGGGGUUGAAUGACGUUAUGGGCGAGGCGAAGGUGGCGUUUCGGGUUGUUGAGAAGAUGAAGGGGGAUUCCUAUAAUGAGGCUAUCCCGGAGGGUGGGGUGCUGUAUUUGCAGACGGAUGCGAAGAACUAUGGGUCGAAUGUCGAGAAUGCGGCUGAGCGGUUGAUGGAUCUUUUGUAG
This is a messenger RNA of Pochonia chlamydosporia 170, 915 nucleotides long. RefSeq lists its product as hypothetical. The record is from RefSeq and is a predicted model, not a curated record. Bases 1 to 915 code for a protein of 304 amino acids. The transcript is spliced from 3 exons. Lineage: Eukaryota; Fungi; Ascomycota; Sordariomycetes; Hypocreales; Clavicipitaceae.